UUCACUGUAUAAUGCAGCUAAUGAGAAACCAGAAGGUUCAAGCAAUGGCGGAGAAUGCAGUGGUGCCGGAGGAGCUGCCCGAGCUGACUCCGCCUUUUAGCAUUGAGGACAUCGGCGCUGGAGUCCUAGGACUGACUGCAAUGCUCGAUGCGGGUGACGGGAGCGAGAGCUUGGAUAACAGCUUCGUGUUCGACAUUGACCAAAGCGUGCUCGUUGAUCCUCGCUGCAUCAUGCUCGAGAAAAUGAUCGGAGAAGGGGCUAGCUCCAUUGUCUACGAAGGAUCGUACAAGUUGCGUCCUGUUGCUGUGAAGAUUAUUCAGCCAUGCAAUACAUCAGCUGUGACUCGUGAACAUAAAGAGAAAUUUCAGAGGGAGGUUACGCUGUUAUCCAGGACGAACCAUGAAAAUAUUGUGAAGUUUGUUGGGGCAGUUGUUGAACCAUCUCUGAUGAUGCUCACCGAAAACCUGAAAGGUGGAACACUUCAGAAGUUCUUGUGGAACAUGCGUCCCAUGCAGUUAGAUCUGAAGCUUUCCUUGAGCUUUGCAUUGGAUAUAUCUCAAGCUAUGGAGCACUUGCAUGCAAAUGGAAUCAUUCAUCGUGACCUGAAGCCAAGAAAUAUACUUCUGACAGAUGACCAGAAGAAGAUUAAGCUGGCAGACUUUGGACUAGCUAGAGAGGAGAUAAAGGGCGGUAUGACUUGUGAGGCUGGUACAUACCGAUGGAUGGCUCCUGAGCUUUUGAGCAAAGAACCACUCCUUGUUGGAGAGAAGAAACAUUAUGACCACAAAGUGGAUGUCUACAGCUUUGCAAUUGUUUUCUGGGAGCUGCUGACAAACAAGGCUCCAUUCCAUGGGAAAAUUAAUAUACUGGUAGCGUAUGCUGCAUUUAAAAACGUAAGGCCAAGCCUGGAAAAUAUUCCAGAAGAGAUUGCUCCACUGUUGCAGUCCUGUUGGGCAGAGGACCCAAAGCUUCGCCCAGAAUUCAAAGAAAUAUCGGAGUCAAUACGCGAACUCAUCCACUAUUUCUUCCCACCAGAGCCCACACCUGAAACCUUCUCCGAGACUGAACCAUCCACUCACGACAGCACCAUUGUCAUUCCAGACGAAGAAGAAGAAGAAGAAGAAGAAGUUGUUGAGAAUGCCCCUCCCAUGAACAACCCUGAAUCGACUCGGGUCCAGGUUCAAGACAAGCGCAAGAAGAGCAUCAAGAGAACUCUUUCCUCUAUUUUCAAGCGCUUUCGUGGUUGCGUGACCGGCCGAUAGGCCGAAUGUGUAUAUAUACAUACAUAUAUAUAUAUAUAUACAUACUCAGACGUUUUGGUUUUGGUUUGAAAUGCAUUGAAGGGCUGCUACUGUGAGCCUCAGGGAUUGGAAAGUGAAAUGUAGAGGAUGAAAGGGAGAAUUAUUUAGCAAUAAAAGAUUAGAAAGAGAUAGGAAGGUGAUAGAAGGCGAAGGCAAAGGGAAAUGAGGAAGAACUGGAAUUUUUUUGGUGGGAAACAAGUUCUUUGAUUAGUUGUAUUCUUCCUUGCUCAUUUUUCACCCUUCUUGGGUGAUCAUUAUGGACUCCAAUAUUUCUGCUAAUACCUCUUGUAUU
Molecule: messenger RNA, 1593 nt
Organism: Carica papaya (papaya)
Lineage: Eukaryota; Viridiplantae; Streptophyta; Magnoliopsida; Brassicales; Caricaceae
Product: serine/threonine/tyrosine-protein kinase HT1-like
Biological process (GO): protein phosphorylation
Molecular function (GO): protein serine/threonine kinase activity; ATP binding
Source: RefSeq, a predicted model, not a curated record